Dioszegia hungarica is the source of this 1122-nucleotide messenger RNA. RefSeq lists its product as uncharacterized. Lineage: Eukaryota; Fungi; Basidiomycota; Tremellomycetes; Tremellales; Bulleribasidiaceae. The record is from RefSeq and is a predicted model, not a curated record. The transcript is spliced from 13 exons. Bases 1 to 1122 code for a protein of 373 amino acids.
AUGACGCCAGAACAAGCAGCUCUCGCUGAAGCACUCGCUGCCCGGAUCAUCGGCAGCAACAAGGCUCUCCGGAUACUACCAGGCUUUCUGGAUCACGUGCUCCUCGGCCUAGUUAUCGGCCAGUGUCUGAUCUAUACCCGCUUCGUCAAGACCGACAAGAAGCACAUCGUCGCUUUUGUAGUCGCGUCUGUCAUGUGUACACUUGCAAGCACAAUAGAUAUCCUACUAUGGUUGACCGAAAUCUUUGUCUGGCACUUUUCAGAAUACCUCAUCUUCUCGGACGGAUCGUAUAUAUACCGGCUUGUUGUGAUUGAUAUCGUCUCUACUUUUGUCGUACAAGCAUUCUAUGUGGACCGGGCGUACCGCCUACAUAGGCACUGGUGGCCCCUCGCGUUCCUGGGGACAGUCGUAUUUACUGCUCUCGGAGUCGGUGCUGGCUUCAUCUCGGUCAUCGCCAAGAAGUUUAUCCGACUCGAUUCGUCAGUAGUGGACGACCCCACCGUCAAGACCAUGGCAUACACCUGGCUCAUUCUCAUAUCGCUUGCGGAUCUCAGUAUCACAGUCGUCAUGGUCUGGGGCCUGGACAAGAACAAGACGGGCUGGCAACAUACCGACUCACACUUGAAGGGUCUUGUCGUGAGGUGCUUCGAGGCUCAGCUCCCCGCGCUUGUCAUCGCUAUUGCCACCCUCAUCAGCUGGAACCAGAAGCUCGAGAUUGCGAUUGUCUUCCUCAUGUCACAUAGCAAAGUCUACACACUGGGAUUGCUCGUCACCCUUAAUUUCAGAGCCAAUCACAAUACCGACUCCCCAGCUCAAUCGUACAAGUCCGACGCAACUAGCGGAAGCUACGGUCUCUCCGAAGUAUCAGGGAAACACAGAAAUGUCGUCGUGGUCGACCGUGAGAUCGAUGUAUCGAUCGAUCAGGGCCAACACUGGGACAUGAGCAGGCGUAACAGAGUGCUGGACGUCGAAGAAUCCAGCGCUCACUCAACGCACUCCAUCAACCCCGGUCACUCUGAUCACCCUUUCGCCCAGACCCACGGAAGAGCAGAAUGGGAGUCGACCACCGCGCUACAUGAGCUGCCGCAUGUGCAUGUCCGGGGCGCAGGACGGGGAUAUUGA